GAUUAAAGUUAUGCAACCCAACUAUUCAAGGUCUUGCUGCUUCAGUAGUCUGAAGGCUACAUGGGACAUGUUAGUAUAUAAUCUUCAAAACCUCAAGUCUCUUCUUGAGCCACGAGAGAAUGAUUGCGAACAUUGGUCUCAAGGUGGCCGGAGCUAUUUUAAUUGGAAGUCUAGCAAGUUAUCGUUCGUCUGCGGCUUGCCUUGCAACCCCUAGUUCUUUCCCAGGAAGACAAACGAGUGUUGUUAUGGGAGAAGACGUAACACUUUUCGAUUUCACUGAUCACAAUGCUAAUAUCAGUACAUGGGUUGAAUCAUCAGACACGGUGCGCCAACCAGGAAUGUCAAAGGCUACCAUUGUGCUUCAGAAGGCUCAGCUUUUUCAAAGGGCAAUUUUCUUUGCUUUGCUAAAUCCUCAGCCCAAUGGAGCUGGGUUUGCUGGAGUUCGUACUCCUGUGGAUUUUGAUCUAUCCAGUUUCUCAACUCUGAAAAUCAAAUUAAGAGGUCAGGGCCAGGCCACCAAUUUUAAAAUCAUUAUAAAGCAUCAUGGUGAAGUUGGCGAUGGUUCUCCUAGCUACGAACAGUUUUUCAAUGUUACCAAAGAAUUUCAAGAGUUAAGUUUGCCCAUAGAUAAGUUUCAACCAUAUUGGAGAGGGCAGGCAUUACAGAAUGCUGAGCCAUUAGAUAGCAGUAACAUUACCAGCUUUGGCUUUCAGUUCUAUGGUGGAGUCUAUGAAGAACAUAAACAGUCAGGGCCAGCAACCUUAGAGAUUGACUGGGUUAAGGCAUCAAUCUAACCUUGAAAAUUUGCAAGAAAAUCUUUAAUGCUGCCUCCAAUGUUACACUUACUUAAAAUGGGAUCCAAAUUAUGCUGCGACAAUCCAGAA
Molecule: messenger RNA, 884 nt
Organism: Daphnia carinata
Lineage: Eukaryota; Metazoa; Arthropoda; Branchiopoda; Diplostraca; Daphniidae
Exons: 3
Coding region: 120-794 (224 amino acids)
Biological process (GO): NADH dehydrogenase complex assembly
Source: RefSeq, a predicted model, not a curated record